This is a messenger RNA of Mytilus trossulus (common blue mussel), 3382 nucleotides long. RefSeq names its product transmembrane emp24 domain-containing protein 10-like. The record is from RefSeq and is a predicted model, not a curated record. Gene Ontology annotation, biological process: intracellular protein transport; Golgi organization; endoplasmic reticulum to Golgi vesicle-mediated transport. The coding region runs from base 93 to 713 and encodes 206 amino acids. The transcript is spliced from 5 exons. NCBI's taxonomy places the organism in Eukaryota, Metazoa, Mollusca, Bivalvia, Mytilida, Mytilidae. Gene Ontology annotation, cellular component: endoplasmic reticulum; Golgi apparatus; endoplasmic reticulum-Golgi intermediate compartment.
GGUAAACUACGAGUUACUACGGAAAGCUACGUAAAACACCGAAUGCCACGUUAGCAAACGUGCACCGGCGAAAACAAACAGAUCUUGAAAAAAUGGAUGUUUUUCAUGUAUUUUUCGUUGUAUUUGCUAUUUAUAUAACAUAUUCAGAUGCGUUAAUGUUUCAUAUAUCUCCAAACACCAAAAAAUGCCUGCGAGAGGAAAUCCAUAAAGAUGUUUUAGUUGCUGGAGAGUAUGAAAUUUCAGAUGCACCUGGACAAAAAGUUAACCUUGCAGUAACAGAUUCAAAAGGACAUAUACUAUAUAAUAAAGAAGAUGUUAAAAAAGGAAAAUUUGCCUUCACUACAGAAGAAUAUGAUAUGUUUGAAGUAUGUUUUGAAGCAAAGAUGACUGCAGGUGGGCAUGGUUCAGACAUAGAAGUAACAUUGGAUUUAAAACAUGGUGUGGAAGCAAAACAGUAUGAUGAUUUGGCUAAAGCAGAAAAAUUAAAGCCUUUGGAAGUUGAGUUGAGAAGAUUAGAAGACUUAUCAAAAUCCAUAGUAGAUGAUUUCGAGUAUAUGAAGUCUAGAGAAAAAGAAAUGAGAGAUACCAAUGAAUCCACUCAUUCACGUGUGAUGUACUUUAGUAUUUUCUCAAUGUGCUGUCUUUUAGGAUUAGCAACAUGGCAGGUUCUGUACUUAAGGAGAUAUUUCAAGGCCAAGAAAUUAAUAGAAUAAGAAAAAUAGACAUAGCUUAACAAAUUGAUACAUCUUUUUUCUACACGGCAGACUAUUUUUGUUUUUGGAAUCAUCAUUAAAGCAUACCACCAUUCAAAGAUGAAAGCUUUUGUUGCUGAAUGAAAUGAUGUUUGGUUAAAUGUGUGUUCUAUGAGGAAUAUAACAGAUAUUAAGAAAUUGUUAACAAUAUUUAUAUAAAGUUUUCAAUGGUGAAAGGGUUAAUCAAUUUCAUAUCUUUAUUUGAAUCAAUAAACGAAAGUUUGUUGUACUUAUUUUUUUUUCACCAUUAAAGAUCUUUUUAAAAUAAUUUUAAUGUAGAUAUUGAAAAGUUAGUGGUGCUGUCAAAUUAUGCUGUAAAGAGGGUAAACUUCUACAAUUUUGGUGAGAAUAUGGACAUACAUGCACAUAUGUUGGUUAUGCAUUUUAUGUGUGUUUUUAAAGAAUAGUACAUGUAGUACAGACAAACGAUCAUUACAUGUAUUAUAAGUACACUCUGCACAUUUUUUUAAUUGUAAAAAAAAUUUAGAAUGCAAUAUAAACUUGAUGUUUUAAAUAUUGAAAAAAAGUUAACUGACCAAUUUAAAAUACUAGAAAAUUACUGUAAGAAAGUGACAUAGAAUGGCUAUAUAGACAGUAAAGAGGUUAUAACAAGACUUCAAAGACUUCUACUGUUGAUGUAUUAUUCAAUCCAGGCUCUUCCUGUGGUAUAUCUUUCAUGUUAGAAGGGGUGUUCAUAGCUUUAAAUUUGUUAGGCUCAAUAGAAACAUAUAGAGACUGUCCUAAAAAAUUAUUUUGAAUUUUUUUAAAAAGAAUUAAUAAAGUGUCUUUUCAAAGAUAAUUAAUCAUGAAAUUCAUUGCUUUUAUGAUUAGGACGUGUAUGUACUAGUCAGGUCUGAGAGGGGGAAAAUCACAUUUUAUAAGGCCAAGUCUGGAAAGCAAUGUUUGUUUAUACUCAGGCCAUAAAUUAAAGUUUCCAUGCAACUUGGUGUUUAAAGUUCUUAUUUAUAUCUGUACAUAAUGUCUGUAAGUGCUUUAUAUUAUUAAUUUAAUUGUUUUGUUCCUUUGAUGCUUUAGUUAGAAGGAAAUAUUUUUGUGUGAUUGCAGUCAUUUUAUCAACACACAGUUUGUACCCAGAGUAGAUCUAAAACAUGACAGAGUUGUUUAAAGGUUAAAUUUAAUAGGCUGUUGAGGAUGUUAAGAAGUUUUUAUCACUUUGAUGUUUGAAAAGUAUUUUGCACAAUCUUUUGUUUAACAUCUUGACUGAUAUUUGAGUUUUUCAUUAAAUCACAGUUUAAAAAAAACAAAACAUGAAUGAUACCAAUUGAAAAUGAAUCCUAGUGAGAAACUAUAGAGUUGAUAAAAAAUAUGUAUAUAUGAUGAAGAACCUGAUUUUAAAGGGAUUUGACGAAUAUUUCGCUUUUUUGUUGUUUUGUAAAUUCAUUUAAUUGACUUCAAAUUGAAUGAAACAUUCAAGCUAUUGACCACAAGUUGGGUAUUUUUAUUUCAAAGAUGUAAAAACAAAAAGAUCUACUUUCAAUGUAAAAGUUUGAAAAUAUCUGAAUUUUAUUGAAUUUGUUGGCGUUUAUGACUUAUGUUUCAGACCAUACUAUUUGUUAUACAUAUAAAUUGUUUUUAAUUUAUGAUGACUCAGUGCUGCAAUAUUAUUUAAUUUAUGAUGACUCAGUGCUGCAAUAUUAUUUAAUUUCAUCAAAAUGAGAAAGUUGCUGCCUUAUUAUAUAAACUGUUUUAUUAUUAAAGUCUUUCAAAUUAAACUGAACAAGAUGCUAUACUCUUGACAUAUUCUAAAACUGAUUUCUUAAAUUAAGUACUAUUAAUUCUGCUUUAAAGGAGGAAUUCUGCACUUGAAAUGCAACGAUAUUUUAAUCAUUCUCAUUUAGCCAUGCAUAGAACAUAUUAGUGCCUUGCUACCAUGGCAUGUACAAAGUGUAUAUACACCAUAAUAGUAUUACAUUAUUGAUGUUGUCAUAAAAGGCUGAGGACAAGUUUUCAUCUAUUUAAGUAAUAUUAGAAAUCUUUUAAACUUUCUAUAUAUGUUGGGAUUUAAAAUACAUUAUCUUUUCAACAAUAUUUAUCUAGAGUUAUGUAUUGAUUCAUUAAAUAUGUCAGUUGGAUUUUGAAACAAAUCCCAAAUCCCUUAAAAGUUUGAUAAAUUUUUUUCAUUCAAGACAAAUAUUGUUUUGUUUCUAGGCCACAUGGUUUUUAUGGCAUAUAGACAUACCUUUGUCUGCCUUGAAUCAAUUAUGUUUUAUGUAAGAUCCACUAUUUUGGAAAUCAAUGACAUUCAAACAAGUUUAACACUGUUUAUCAAGAUUAAAUUAAAAUGACUUUGUCUUCUGAUCUCAGAAACAUUAUAUUAGGUAAUAUGUUAGUUAUAAUUCAACCCUUGAGACCUUAUUAUAACUCUUGGUUCAAUAUGAUCAUCAAAUUUAUAGAUAUUUGGGACUAGAUUCAAGGUGGUUAUAACUAUUUUUGUUCAUUUAAAGCAUUAUUACAGAAAUGGUGAAUGAAUGGGUGUAAGAAAUAUAUAGUUUUAAAUGUACAUAUCUUAGGAAUAUAUGACGAUGUAAAUGUUAGAUCAAAUUGUACAUCCUUUUUUGUCUUUGCUUGUUCUAAAUUAAAAAAGGUCAUAAUAAAAAAUCAUAAACAAA